Molecule: messenger RNA, 3265 nt
Organism: Mercenaria mercenaria
Lineage: Eukaryota; Metazoa; Mollusca; Bivalvia; Venerida; Veneridae
Product: zinc finger HIT domain-containing protein 1-like
Exons: 6
Coding region: 72-581 (169 amino acids)
Biological process (GO): chromatin remodeling
Cellular component (GO): Swr1 complex
Molecular function (GO): nucleosome binding
Source: RefSeq, a predicted model, not a curated record
UUUGUAGUCAUAUUUUGCAAAGAAUAUCUUACCGUUUGUUUACAUUGGUUUUUGCUUCCGUAUUACAUGUUAUGAGAGUUUUCUCCCUUGACGAAGCAAAGAUGGCUGAAAAGAGAGAGUCCGGUAGAAUCAAGGAUGCAGAACAGCGUCGUAUCCUUGACGAGGCUGCUAGGAGACGACGCCAAAGAAAGGCACUUGAAGCUCUUGAACAAGACAAUUUCCAGGAAGAUCCACAUGCAGAUCUUAAAAUGAGCAAAAAGGCACCAAAGUUUGAAGAAUCCAUGGAAACACAAUCAUCGCAGUCGGGCAGCAGAAAGAAGAAAAAAUAUCGUAGUGAUCUCCUGAAGUACAAAUUUAAGAAAAGCUUUGCUGCUUUGAUUGAAGAGGAGCAUAUGACGAACAGGGACCCACCAAACUAUGUUAGUGCAUGUGCACCACCAUCUAAACUACCUCCAAGACAUUUCUGUGCUGUUUGUGGAUAUACAUCUACAUAUACCUGUGUGCAGUGUGGAGCCAGAUACUGCUGUAUUAGAUGCUUGGGAACUCAUCAAGAUACAAGAUGCCUGAAAUGGACUGCUUGAGAAAAUAAGGAGUGCCUUUAGACCUGUACAGUAUGCUUAUGGACAGAAUACAUUGGGAAAAAGACUUUUCAGACGAGAUGGAUAUAGAAGCAUUAAGGCUGUGAUACGGAACCAGUCUACUGAAGUAUGGGAACCAGCCCAUAAAGUUACCUUAAUUAGUGAAUAAAAUUGUGGAUACAUCCACUGUAUGAGUUAUUUGACCAGUCUGAAAAAUAAUUGUAACCAGUCUGUUAAAAACUAGACAGUCUUAUACCAGGUGAUAGAAUUUAAAAUGACAAGAAAGAGAAGUAGAAAAUCAUCGUUCUUGUCAAGACUGGCAAUGGUAACCUGAGUUUUUUGUGUACACUUUGAUAUGUGCAGCUGUGAAGAAUCAAGUGACACAAGUUAUUAGAUAGUUAAAUGUUAGUUUCAUGACUUCGUUAUUUUCAAGGGUUUAGUUUUUAAGCUGAUAUUUCAUUUGACAAGAAAGACAAGUUAGAAAUGUUGUUGAGGUGGUGCAAAAAAUGUAUUGUUUUCUACAAUUUACAAUAAAUUUACAAUUUAUGGAACAUUAAUAAAUAUCAUGUUAUAUAAAAAAAACAAUGGUUUGAAUGUCAAACUUUGUGGUUUUCCUUUAACAUUUAACAGACAUUUAGCGCUGACUUUUUGCCAUGAUUUCUUAGAAAACAAUAAAAUGAAUGUCAUACCUAUCACGUCAGUUAUUAUAGUGAAAGGCUGAAUUUUAGGAUUGAUCAAUGAAUGUAUAGGAGAUAAGAUGAUUUGGUUACCUACCUGUCAUUGUAAAUGACUUUUACAACCAUUCAUACCAAAAACAUUGCCCCCAGCUCCCCCACCCAACCCCAUUUCCACAUUUUUUUUUUUGCUUUAUAUUUUGUGUGUUUCUUGAUAUUGCCUCUUAAUAUCAAAUCAUCAUCUCUGCAGCAAACAUAAUCUGCCUUCCAACCCCACCCCGAGCAAGCUGUGAAACUCUGGGGAGCGAUCUAGAGCUGUAAUAGCCCUUUGUUUCAGAUUUUGGCUCUUGCUUCAGAUUUCUUUUGAGGAAAAAAGUAAUGGGGACUGAACUUAGCAAAUAAGACUUGAACUUGCUCUUGAAAUAUUUUAGAAUUCUAUUAAAGAAGGAUCGUUUCCGACCGAGGUCUGUACAUUUCUUUCUGUCUCUGUUUUUCAGUUUCGUACAAACUGUAUCCUGAAAUUCUACCUUUAAGCAAAUAAGUAAACAGAAUAAGCAAGUGGGGACCUCCGUGGCCGAGUGGUUAAGGUUGCUGACUUCAAAUCACUUGUCCCUCAUCGAUGUGGGUUCGAGCCUCACUCGGGGCGUUGAAUUCUUCAUGUGAGGAAGCCAUCCAGCUGGCUUACGGAAGGUCGGUGGUUCUACGCAGGUGCCCGCUCGUGAUGAAAUAAUGCACGAAGGGGCACCUGGGGUCUUCCUCUACCAUUAAAGCUGGAAAGUCGCCAUAUGACCUAUCAUGUGUCGGUGCGACGUUAAACCCAACAAAAAAAAAAGAAUAAGCAAGUGUCAUGCGCAAGAACCAUGUCCCUAGGUCUAAGGUCAAGGUCACACUUAGAGGCCAGAUGCGAUGGCAGGCUCGACAUUCUGCCCUUGGGCAUGCAAAAUGUAUUUCUAGUUUUAAAGAACCUGUUGGCGUGAUGGAAUCGAAAACCUGGUUUUCGUGGAAUUUCCACAUUUCUAGUUCUUUAUAUAUAAUACAAAAAAAAUCAGGUACCUGAUAGUUUCUCUCCGUUCCUUUUAGUAUAUUUCUUGAUUCAAAGUACAUUAUUUUAUGGUAAGAACAUACCGUUACGCUACAAAUGAUAAAACUAAAGUGAAACUUUGUUUCUAUCCAUCACUUAAAUAUAAUGACGUCACUUCUACUUAUGGGUGUUAAUUUCCCGCGCUUUGUGUACAAACUCUACUAUCAGAAAGAGUGCUACAAAGAAAGUAUUUCUAUUUGCUUUAUUUUAUACAGUAUGCAAGAAAAAUAAUCUUUCAGAAUAAAAAGCUUAUGUGUAUACGAUAUGCAAAAAUAAUAUCAGUCAUGUGUUUACAUAUCGGAUAGAAAUGUUUGUCCCUCAGUCAUCUGCGCAUGGGCGGCAACUGGGCAAGCUUCAUUACCCUCCAAUGGGCAGGUGCCCUCGGGAUGGAUAUUUCAGUCCAGUUCAUAAACACAUGACAGAUAUUAUUAAACCAGUGCUUCCUUGAGGCAAAUCAUGGCAUGCAAAAUGUAGAUAACUGCUUCUUAAUGUAAAUGCAGUUAUCAGUUUUUUGCUCUGAGUGGAUGAAAUGAUCAUUUUGUUGUGAAUAAUUAACUUUUCUACACAGUCUAUCUUAAUUAGAUAUUAAAGAAGAGUUAGGAAAUAAAACAUUUACAUGCUCAGUCAGAAUUAUAAAGUAUUAUGUAUUUGUUUAAGGUAUUAAGUGAUUACCAUGCUUGAAAUAUAAGAAGAAUUGGUUUUCUGUAAUAGUGUCAAUUUCAUUUAUUUAUAAAGUACCAGUAACUUCUCAUGAAAAAAUAUGAAGUUUCUGCUUGAUAAAAUCAGUUUUCAAGGUUUUAUGGCAUUUUCAGUUACUGUCGGUCACUGCGUCGGUUUUCCUCCAAACUAGCUGUCGGGACCUUUAACUAUUUCUCUGUACAUACAUGAUUUAUAUAAUUAGUACAGUUAAUACAUUUGAUUCUACCAUGUGA